Erythranthe guttata (spotted monkey flower) is the source of this 865-nucleotide messenger RNA. The record is from RefSeq and is a predicted model, not a curated record. Lineage: Eukaryota; Viridiplantae; Streptophyta; Magnoliopsida; Lamiales; Phrymaceae.
AAUUGAAUGGCUCGCAUAAGCAAUGGGGUAAUCACAUUGCUUAAUCUACUAACCCUAAUAUUAUCCAUCGGCGCCAUAGGGUUCGCCCUUUUGUUCUACGUAAAAAUAGGAUCGCCAUGCGAGGCGUCCCUGAGAAUGCCUCUUCUGGUGGUGGGUGGGGCCCUCAUGGGGGUAUCGAUGGCGGGGCUUUUGGGGGCUUGCUGUAGGGUCUCCUUCUUCAUGUGGAUUUAUCUGAUAACCCUUUUUCUGCUGAUUUUCGGGCUCGUAAUUUUCACCGUAUUUGCGAUAGUGGUGACGAAUAAAGGGAUUGGGAAUGUGGUAUCGUCAGAGACUGGGAUGGCGAUUAAUAAUCACAAGCUGGGUGAUUAUUCUUGGUGGAUGCAGAAUUAUGUGAUUAAUGGUGAGAAGUGGGAUAGGAUUAAGAGCUGUUUGGUCGACAUGAGACUUUGCGCUGCUACUAAUACGGUUGAUCAAGUUGUUGGCAAAGAAUUUGAGGAUUUUUACAAACCGAAAAUAUCUCCCAUUCAGGUCAUUCAUCUUUUCUCGGGUUGUUGCAAGCCGCCAAGUUAUUGCGGGAUGCAAAUGCAGAACUCGACGAGCUGGAAUAUGCCGGAAAAAGGUCCAGCGGUAACAGAACCGGAUUGCAAGAUAUGGAGCAACGAGCAAACGGAGCUUUGCUUCAACUGCGAGUCGUGCAAAAUGGCGGCUCUUGAUAAUGUGAGGAGGGAAUGGAAUAUUCUUGCCAUAGCGAAUACAUGCCUUCUCAUAUCUCUAACCAUCAUAUACUCCAUCGGGUGUUGUGCUCUGAGGAAUAACCAGGCUUAUGGAUAUACCAAAUACAGAAAUUACUAUGCUUGAUUCUUCA